Molecule: messenger RNA, 1071 nt
Organism: Python bivittatus (Burmese python)
Lineage: Eukaryota; Metazoa; Chordata; Lepidosauria; Squamata; Pythonidae
Gene: PSMD9
Product: proteasome 26S subunit, non-ATPase 9
Biological process (GO): proteasome regulatory particle assembly
Cellular component (GO): nucleus; cytoplasm
Molecular function (GO): protein binding
Source: RefSeq, a predicted model, not a curated record
GCCAGCCGGCCUGCUUUGCCCCGCCUCCUUGUUUCGUAAGGGGGAGAACGUCGCCUCCGCUGGCCGAGCUGUUUUGGCUCCCGCCGAGACCCGUAGUCCCCGCAACUGGCUUUCCUGCGGGUGGGGCGUUCGCAGCUUUUCCUGAGAAAAUGUCCCUGCCGGAGAAGGCGGUGACGAUGGGCGACAUGCAGCAGCUGCUGAAGAAGAAGGACGAAGUCGAAGCCCAGAUCAAGGCGUAUUACGACGUCCUGCAGGAUCAAAAAGGGGUGGGCAUGAGCGAGCCGCUCGUGGACGCUGAAGGCUACCCUCGGGCGGACGUGGACAUCUAUCAAGUCCGGACAGCGAGACACAACAUUAUCUGUCUGCAGAACGAUCACAAAGCCUUGAUGCAACAGGUGGAGCAGGGUCUGCAUCAGCUGCACGCCCGGGAGAAAGAGAAGCGCGACCGGGACGAAGCCGAGGCCCGAGCCGAAGCCCAGAGCCAGGCCUUGCCCCAGCCCUUCGCCCGAGUGAACGCUGUCACCCCUGGGUCCCCGGCCAGCUUCUCGGGUUUGCAAGUGGACGACGAGAUAGUUGAGUUUGGCUCCGUCAACAGCCGCAACUUCCAGUCGCUGCAGAAUAUCGCCACCGUGGUACAGCACAGCGAGGACAAACCCUUAAGCGUGACUGUGAUCCGAAGAGGGGAAAAAUUCCAUCUCGGGCUCACUCCAAAGCGCUGGAGUGGAAAAGGACUUCUGGGUUGCAAUAUUGUUCCUUUGCAAAGAUGACUUCUGGUGAUGAUUCGGCUCGUGGUGAUUUGGUGGCAUGCCAGUUUGAUGUUAGCAUCUACCUGAAGAAGCUGGAAUGUUGAAAAUGAAUUUGGAAGUUUGGGCUUUUACUGUGUUUCCUGCAGAUGCCAUUUGAAUAUUUUUUCUUAUUCCUAAAGGGUAUUUGGUACCUUUUAACGGGGGGGUAAAGACAGAAGAGAAGUGUGUGGCUUUAUUGUUGAAUUGAGCAACUCAGUUUUGUUGACUUCCUUCUGAUUCUUCCCUAUUUGGUUAGGGAGCUAGCCAAUAAAGAUUUAUGCUCUUC